CCCUCAAUCGUAUCUCCUCAGCACCACCCCUCAUUCCAACCUGCCCCUCUCCUCUCAAAGGGAUGCAAGGGAGUGACGCAGGAUAGACGGGAAAACUGCGCCGAACCUCGAAGGAAAGAUUGGAUAGGGGUGAUGCAAUAAGACAAAUUCUGGAAACACAAAUGUAAAUCACGGAACCUCCGUUCCCUAGAAAAGAGACCGAAGCACGGCCUGUUUGGUCAGUGAACGUGGAUGCCAGACUCAAAUGUUAUCUAUUUUACGCAGCCACUCACUAAUGUUUUGUUGGAUACGGCUCGAAUUUGGACAAUUGGAGGUAGGCGAAGCUUAGAUAUUCGUGUUGACUGUGUGUUUCUCAUCGUGACCGAUAAUCCUUCUUCGAGUCAAUUGAAGAGGUCUGAACCUUGAAGGGGAUACAGGCCAAUCCAUCUAUCGAUUUGGAAAUAAAAUAAUUUUAUGGAGAUACCUAUUUUAACGACGUAACUUGUUUUUUUUUCUUCUGCGACUCAGGGUUGAUACAUUUCCAACUGAUCCUUCGAUUCAAAUGUCAAAAUAGUGUUAUAGGCUAUUGGUAGGCGAAUUCAUACAUUUGCAUCAGAAAGGAGGAUUCGCCAUACAUACACCUUUUCGUAGCCAAACAUUUUCAACAUGAAUUACCUGCGUCGUCGGCUGUCGGACAGCAAUUUUAUGUCCAAUUUGCCAAAUGGGUACAUGACUGAUCUACAACGCCCUGACCUGCCGCAGCAAGACCCUGCAGUAGUGUCGCCUGGACCACCGGAGAGGCGUCUGUCUACCAACCAGCAGUCGGAGGGCACUGGCAGCGGAGCCGGAGCUGGAUUUUUAUCUUCCUUUACUAAAGCUGUCAAACAAACCACUGCUGCUGUUGCUGAGAAAGUCACCGAGGUAGCAGACAAAGCAGGCGUUGCCUCUGGUGCCAAGAUACUCCUGGUAAUUGAUGACCAACAAACAGACUGGGUAAAGGUCUUCAAAGGUAAAAAGGUUCAUGGUGAAUUCGACAUUAAGGUGGAACAGGCUGACUUCUCUGAAAUCGACCUAAUAGCGCAUGCUACAGGGGGCUAUAGUGUUGAUAUCGAAGCAAUCCGGAAUGGAACCAAGGUCACCAAGUGUUUCCGGCCAGACUUUGUGCUGGUUAGGCAGCAUGCCUUCAGUAUGGCCAAGAAUGGAGACCACCGACACAUAGUGAUUGGGUUACAGUAUGCUGGUCUCGCGGGUGUAAACUCUCUACACUCUGUCUACAACUUCUGUGACAAACCAUGGGUGUUUGCUAAUAUGGUGAGAUUGUACAAGCAACUUGGACCAGAGGAAUUCCCACUGAUCGAGCAGGUUUACUAUCCCAACCACAGAGAAAUGAUUACCACUCCUGGUUUCCCUGUGGUGGUGAAAAUGGGCCACGCCCACUCAGGGAUAGGGAAGGUGAAAGUGGACAAUCAAUAUGACUUCCAAGAUAUUGCCAGUGUUGUUGCCCUGACCAAGACCUAUGCCACAUCUGAACCUUUCAUCGAUGCAAAGUAUGAUGUUCGCAUCCAGAAGAUUGGAGACAAUUACAAGGCCUACAUGCGCACAUCAAUUUCAGGGAACUGGAAAACCAACACUGGUUCAGCUAUGCUGGAACAGAUAGCCAUGUCAGACAGGUAUCGGAUGUGGGUGGACUCCUGCUCUGAGGUGUUUGGCGGUUUGGAUAUGUGCGCUGUGGAGGCUCUGCAUGGAAAAGAUGGCAAGGAUUACAUUAUAGAGGUGGUGGGUUGCUCCAUGCCUCUGAUUGGAGACCAGCAGGGUGAAGACCGUGCUCAAAUUGCAGACCUGGUCAUCUCCAAAAUGAACGAGACAGUCCCACGCACUGCAAGUCCCUCUCCUGUCCGUCCCACAGCUGCACAGCCUGUACAGAAAGCUACAUCCUCUCAGCCUAUCUCACAACCCAAAGUGCCACAGGCUCAGCAACGCCCUUCUCCACAAGGUGGCCCACAACAGACACCAACCGGCACUGCCACCCCUCGCCAAGGAUCCCCCUCCCAGCAGCGCCCCUCUCCCCAAGGCCAGCCCCCUUCCCCAGGCCCCAACACCCAUAACCCCCUUGCCCAGACAUCACAGAAAGGAACCAACCCAGGAGCUGGGGCCCAGCAGCGUCCCCCAGGUCAGGGGCAGAAACCCCCCUCUGGUCAGGGAUCCCCACAGCGAUCCAUGAGCCAGGGGGGCUCCCCUCAAAACCAGGGGCCACAGCAGUCAGGUCCCCAGCUGCAGCAGAGCCCCCCUCUUGGAGGCAUGGGCCAGAAGUCCACAGGGGGCCAGCCCCAGCAGAGGCCCCAGCAGAAGCCAGGUCAGCCUGCCAGGCAGCAGUCCCAGGGAGGAGGCCCCCAGGGCCCCCAGCAGCAGAGGGCUCCAGCCCAGCAAGGUCGCCCUGGGGCCCCCACCACUCAGCAGCCCCGCCUUAGUGCCCAGGGCCAGGGAGGCCCGGGAGGGAAACCUCCUCUGCAGCAGAAGCCCCAACCCCCACAGAAGCCCAACCAGGACCCUCCUGCUAUGGGAGCCAUCCCUCCACUGAACAAAUCCCAGUCUCUUACCAAUGCCUUCAACAUUCCAGAAACUCCAACGCCACGGGCCAGCCUUAGCCAGGAUGAGGUGAAGGCUGAGACCAUACGCAACCUACGCAAGUCUUUUGCUAGUCUCUUCUCAGACUGAGAGAUGGAGUAAGCCCCCUCCUACGGCGACAGACAGACUGAAAGGCAGUCCCUCCCUCUUCCCCUCCCCAACACACAAUGGACCAAUAGAACUAACACCUCCCUGUUAUGGAUAUUGAUGUACAUUGAUGUGAAAAUGCACAUAUAAAACAUCUACUGCCUAUACAGACAUAGGAUCUUAAUUUGACCAGUAUGUGAAAAGUGCAAUACUGUUAAUAUAACCCAGGCUGUAUCACAAUCUGCCGUGAUUGGGAGUCCCGUGGGGCGGCGCACAAUUGGCCCAGCGUCAUCCAGGUUUGGCCGGUGUAGGCCGUCAUUGUAAAUAAGAAUUUGUUCUUAACUGACAUGCCUAGUUAAAUAAAGGUUAAAUAAAUGUCAAAUAUUAAAACCGUGUGUUAGUGUGGGUUUUCAGUGCAUUUAUGUAAAUCACAAAGCUCAUCUGCAUGUCCUGUGGUGCAGGAAAAUUCUCCACAACAAAAGAGUGACCAAAUUAAGAUCCUACAUCUGUACAUUUGAAGACCACACAUAGAAUAUAAUAUAGAUAGCCCACUGGACAAAAACUGGUCAAAUCAUGUUGUUUCCACUUUAUUUCAACCAGAAAAAUCUACGAGAUGACGUUGAAUCAAUGUGGAAAACUGAUUGGAUUUGCAAAAAAGUCAUCAAUGUAAGGGCAUUUUGUCUUUUUUCACCCAACUUUUAACUUAAAUCCAAUUACAUGUAUUUUUUUUUUUAACUCGACCAAAUGAAAAUCAAAACUAGAUGUGCCCAGUGGGAGGUUUGUUGCUCUCAGUCUGAAACAUUCCCCAUCACCUUCACAUUCCAAAUGAUUCCUACAAACACACACACACAUACAGUACACAUUCACUUCUCUUGUUGUUGCACGUGUGUUUAAAUUUCAGAUAAAAGUAAGGGUGAAGAUUCUUACCCCAUCAAUCAUCAGUCCCUUUUUAAAUGGUGUUAUUAUAUAUUACAUUUCAGUGGGUGGCCUGUGUUGCUACAGUUUUUAUGUAUUGGGAGAUAUUUACUUGGUCACGAUUUGAUCAUUUGAAAUUGUUUUUAUGCUAGUAUACUGGAAACAAUACACUGGUAAUCGUCAUGAUAGUGUUCACAGUUUUCUGUUACUGUCAGAUCAUAGUGACACAUUUGACCAAGUUUUGGUUGGCUCUGAAAUGAACCAUCGCUAAAUUGAACUUGUCGGCACAGUGUUGUUCACACUACAGUAGGUCAGUUCAGUGUUACAGUAAAGCAACACCACAGCUGUUUGAGUUGCUCAUUCAUUCUAAAUUAUGAUAUUUUUUUUAGAUGCAUGUCAAUAAAGGAGAUAUGGUUGCAAUUUCAAUCACUCACAUCGCCGCUUGUAACCGUGUUGUCAAAUUAGCUAGCGUAAUUAGCAUAACAAAAGUACGUGUUGUUUUUGUGAGAAUGCCAUUGCUGCCUCCCUCUCCCUUCUUCUGUUAGAUUAAGACAAAAUCUCAAUAGCUCUCAAUUUGGAAAACAUGCCUUACACAGGCACAAAGUUCAGUCAGAUAGUAUUGUCUCAGGGAUGUCCUGGUAAGUGACACACUGGUGUCAGGGGACAGGUCUUCCAAAUGUUGCACUGAAAUGAGGAUGAUGAGCACUGCAAAUGCUAGCAUGUGUGUUUAUUGAGGUAGAAUGUAUUUGUUCUUUCAAAUGUAUUUGCACAUGAAAUAUAACAAAAUCAUACUUGAAGACAUGAGUCAAGCGAUAUUUUUGAGAUUUUAAUGUCAGAUUGUAGAGACACAGCCAUCUCAGUGCUCUAUUUUACCUGCCAUCACAAGGGCCUGGGAUGCUGCUGUUUCUGUGAGUGGAGAGUUUGGGUGCCUAUCCUGUCUGUCCCCUGGCUCCCAGCAGGGUCACAGCUUGUGAGCAAGGGACCUAGUCCAAGUAAAUGCUCAGCCAAGGGAUGUACCAAGGGUUAUGUAGGCAGUGUAAAAUACAUGUACUGGUAUGUCCCCUGUGGGAUAUACAGUACCACUGCAGUAUACUUCUGUUUGAUUUUCUACAUGUAAUACUUUCUCCCCAAAACAUUAAUGACCCCUUUGAUCAUUGGUCAGAAAACAAUCCCUAGAUAUUCCCUGAGCCCAAAGCUGAAACCUUCUGUUUCUAGGGCACUGAUUAUGUCUUCCAAAAAGAGUGUGUUCCAGGCAAUCUGUUUUUUGGAGCUAAUUCGGAAAAGUCCCAAUGUCCCUGCAGAACCCCUCUGCUUCCUCUACGCAUCGACCCUUAGUGUAUCCACAGUGAACCCUUGUGAUAAGUGGUGCAUAAACGUGUAAAUGUUGUUUUGUAAAACCAAAUAGAAGUGUUGUACAGAUCGUGACCUAUGAAUGAUGCAGAUUUGUCACGUUUGUCACGCUGUGCUUGUUGAUAUUUUGUGCAAUGAAUACUUGUGGGUUUUGGUUUUGGAUUUUUGGCAUUUAUAUAAUUUGUAAGCCCUUUUUCAGUACUGGCAUUCACUAUCAUGAAUUAUGCAUUAUUUCUACUUUUUGAAAAAUAUUUUUUUAUCUUAGUUUCUCUUGUAUUCAGGAUUACAUGUCUACGUUUGAAAAUGUAUAUUACACAUCUUAUCAUGGGACUCAAUGGAAAUCAUAACUCAGCAAACAGAAUUGUCAGCGUAUACCAUUGAAUGAAUGGAUCAGAGAAGCCUCAAAUGAUACCUGCUACAAAAAAAUGACUUGUCUGGAUGAAGACGUGAUUGGUAUACAUCUGUAUUGUUUUACUCGGCUCUCUGCUACUGCCUGUAACAGAGAACAUCCAUCAGAGAACAUCUUAGCUGUGUUUGGAGUUAAAAUCCUCCGGUGGAUUAUACAUUGGAGUGUCAUCAAAAUUGAAUCAAUCUAUAUGAAUCCUGUUUGUUGAUAUUCAUAGACAUGGGUUGAAAUGUUUAUUUUGUUUACAUUCUUUUGAUGGAUAGAUUUGAAUGUAUGUUUACAAUUUGUAUGCCUUUUUUCUUUGCUUAAGUAGUUUUCCUAAAUGCAGAUGUGAUUAUUUUUUAUUUUGUUAUCUGCACUAUGAAUUUCUGUGAAAUUGAUGGUCAAUAUUGAUGCCUGCCAGAUGUAUAAAAGAAGAAACCUAUAUGUAUCUAAAAUAGACAAAUUAUAAAUAUUACAUAUAUUGUAAAUCAUUGUGGAGUAUUCAAAUAAAUGUAGAAAAGUAUAUGUGAUGUUAUUUUGAUGUUAUUUGCAAUGUACCUUCAUAAUUAUGCUAUCAACAUGUGCACAUAUUCAAUAAAGUUCAAGACCAUUA
This is a messenger RNA of Oncorhynchus kisutch (coho salmon), 5957 nucleotides long. Its product is annotated as synapsin-1-like. Gene Ontology annotation, cellular component: synaptic vesicle; synaptic vesicle membrane. The coding region runs from base 646 to 2694 and encodes 682 amino acids. Gene Ontology annotation, molecular function: ATP binding. The transcript has 13 exons. The record is from RefSeq and is a predicted model, not a curated record. Lineage: Eukaryota; Metazoa; Chordata; Actinopteri; Salmoniformes; Salmonidae. Gene Ontology annotation, biological process: neurotransmitter secretion.